AGGCGUUGCGAACGACGGACGGCCGGCGGGUAUCGCAUCAGCCCAGUUGAUGACGCACUAGCGUCCGCUGCCGUAUCGUAGCGGGGACGGGAGUGGGAGCGAGCACGGAGGCACGCGGUGUGGGCCGCGCUGUCGGUGACUGCGAAAGGUAGACGCUGGUGUAGGGCCCAUGAGUCGUUCGCUGCGGCGCCACAACGCAUAGCAGCGCCGCUGCGUGCACUGCCAUCUGGGCAAGAAAACAAUUUUGAAGCGGCGUAUAUGGCCUGGAAUUGACCAUGCCGGACUCGACGAGCGUCGCGACGCGAAGAACGGGGUUCUCGCGGCCCUCGAACCUCGCCGCCGCGCUGCCGCGCUUGAGCAGCAAACGACGACGCCUCCUCUGGCUUGUGCCCGUGUUCGUGAUCGUCCAGUUCGCGUUCUUCCAGCGACAGCCGGCCUCGUCCCACGCGGCGCGCCUGGAAGACGGACAGCUUUUGACUUCGAGUCGACGACUGCUGCAAGACAGCAAGGGUCGACCGGAAUGCGUGCGGCCUUCGAUCGAAGACUUCCCUGGCGACUUCUUCACCCAGGAGGAGCGGCGACAAGGGGGCGUGGUCAUUCAUUUCAUCAUAGUCAUCUACCUAUGCGGUGUCCUGGGAUACAUCUGCGAUGACUACUUCGUUCCUUCUCUGGAGAUAAUUGCCGAAUCUCUUAACGUUCCAAGCGAUGUUGCCGGAGCGACAUUUAUGGCCGUCGGUACUUCGGCACCGGAACUUUUCUCAUCGAUUAUAGGUUCUUUCAUAACAGAAGGCGACAUCGGUCUCGGCACCAUUGUUGGUUCGGCUGUAUUCAACAUUCUGGGAGUCACCGGCGUUGCAGGUCUCGCCGUGUGGAAAAACGAUGUCCCCAUCGACUGGUUUCCCAUCACCCGAGACUGCCUAAUGUACGGCAUCACAGUGCUGGCUCUCAUUGGCGUCAUCAGUAACAACAUUGUUGAAUGGUACGAGGCCUUGAUACUGAUCCUCAUGUUCGCUGCCUACAUCGUGGUGCUGUACUACAACUCGCAGAUCGAGUAUCUCGCGCUGCUUCAGGUACGCGAGUUGUGGCUUCGUGCCGCGGUGUACCAAUGCGCAGGGGACCUUAUCGGGCCGGGUAUGACCCCCUGCCCCGACGAAAGCUGCGCCGACGACAUCUACCAUUACCACUUCUACGAUUGGCACAUUAAGGUUGAAUCACUACGGCAGAGGUGGUUCCCAGGCACCGCGGGCCCGAAACCACCAAAGGGGAGCCGCAAGUCAGUCGCCGAGGAAGCAACGCCGCUGCUUGGAGGUGGCGACGAAGAGGCGCCUGCAGUGCCAACGGCUCGCUCGAGGAGGGACUCGGCUAUGUCCGCGGGACAAGAGCGGCUGCGGCGAGACAGCGCUCUCCUAACCGAGAGCGUGUGCAAGAUCGUCGAGCAAGAGGAGCACGAGAGUGUGUGGUCGAUGCCUGACGAGGGCUCGGUCAGCCAGAUUCUGUGGGUGCUGUUCUGGCCCGCGCGAUUCCUGCUGCACUUCACGGUUCCGGACUGCAGGCGGCCGUCGAUACGCAGGUGGUUCCCCCUCACCUUUGUGCUAUCCGUGGUUUGGAUCGGCGCCGUGUCUUACGUGACCGUCUGGAUGGUCACCAUCAUCGGCUUCACCCUCGGCAUUCCGGACUCGGUGGCCGGCAUCACUCUCCUGGCUGCGGGAACCAGCAUCCCGGAGGUCUUCUCCAGUGUCAUCGUGGCGCGAAACGGACUUGGCAACAUGGCCAUCUGUAACCUCCUGGGCAGCAACAUCUUCGACGUGCUCUUCUGCUUGGGAGUGCCGUGGUUCUUCAAGGCCCUGUUUGCCUCGAGCUCUCACGAGGUCUUCAUCAACAGUGCUGCCAUGACGUACACGAGCGUAACGCUCCUGUCCACGGUGUUCAUACUGUUCUUCAUAUUCGUACUCACGCACUGGACGCUCAACUACAAAGUGGGCUUUGCCUGCGUCUUCAUGUAUGUCAUCUUCAUUGUGCUCGCAUGCAUGUACGAGCUCAACGUCUUCGGCGAGUUCAACCCACCGACCUGCACAUAGGUGGCGCGAUUGCCGCCUCCCCUCGCGCUCUUGGACUGACGGUACGCGCGCGCGCUGGACCCUGUUUGUUGGUACAAUGCGUCGUCCGAACGCUGCGGCAGUAUUUAAACGACGUUAAUGUUUUGUAAUAUAACUACCAAAUGUUUCCUUUCUGGC
Messenger RNA from Dermacentor albipictus, 2234 nucleotides. RefSeq names its product sodium/potassium/calcium exchanger 5-like. Gene Ontology annotation, cellular component: plasma membrane. Gene Ontology annotation, molecular function: calcium channel activity; calcium, potassium:sodium antiporter activity. The record is from RefSeq and is a predicted model, not a curated record. NCBI's taxonomy places the organism in Eukaryota, Metazoa, Arthropoda, Arachnida, Ixodida, Ixodidae. Gene Ontology annotation, biological process: calcium ion transmembrane transport; intracellular calcium ion homeostasis.